Messenger RNA from Mercenaria mercenaria, 1576 nucleotides. RefSeq names its product acetyl-CoA acetyltransferase, cytosolic-like. The record is from RefSeq and is a predicted model, not a curated record. Bases 98 to 1282 code for a protein of 394 amino acids. Gene Ontology annotation, molecular function: acetyl-CoA C-acetyltransferase activity. Lineage: Eukaryota; Metazoa; Mollusca; Bivalvia; Venerida; Veneridae. The transcript has 9 exons. Gene Ontology annotation, biological process: fatty acid beta-oxidation.
UUGGUUCCCGAAUAGAAUUUUGUCUGGUUCCCAGUCCGAACAGAAACUAAGAAUCUAAACAAACUCAGAAGUUGAAAGAAAAUUUCGAGAAUAAGACAUGGCAGAAAAAGAAAUUCUUAUUGUUUCAGCAGCAAGAACACCUGUCGGUAAUCUCAAUGGUUGUUUGUCAAGUCUAGCAGGCCAUGACCUUGGUGCUAUAUGUAUACAGGAAGUGUUGCAAAGAGCAGGAGUUGUACCAGGAAGUGUGUCUGAGGUCAUCAUGGGCCAAGUACUCACUGCAGGUGAUGGUCAGAAUCCAGCGCGACAAGCCAGUGUUAAAGCUGGCAUUCCUUAUGACAUUCCAUCAACAGGUGUAAACAUGCUCUGUGGGUCUGGACUUAAAGCUGUUGCCAUGGGAUACCAAGCAAUCAAAGCAGGAGACUCUUCAAUAGUUGUUGCUGGAGGUCAAGAAAGUAUGAGUAGGGCACGUCAUUGUGCACAUUUGAGAACGGGAAAGAAAUUUGGUGAUAUGACAUUUGUUGACUCUAUGAUCUCAGACGGGCUUACAGAUGCAUUCCAUAAUUAUCAUAUGGGUAUAACAGCUGAAAAUGUUGCACAACAGUGGAACAUAUCCCGAGAUGAACAAGACCAAUUUGCACUCCAGUCACAGCAGAAAUGUGGGGCUGCCAGGCAAGCUGGAUUCUUCCAAAAGGAAAUUGUUACGGUACCAAUAAAAUCUAGGACUGGGACUGAAGAAGUAAAACAAGAUGAGUUUCCGAGACCGAGUACGACAUUGGAAGGUUUACAAAAACUGCGUCCAGCAUUUGUUACCGAUGGUUCUGGUACAGUGACUGCUGGCAAUGCAUCCGGUAUCAAUGAUGGUGCAGCAGCUGUGCUGUUGAUGUCCAGAGAGGAUGCUGGAAAAUUAGGGCUGGUUCCUCUUGCAAAAAUUGUAUCCUGGGCCCAGUCUGGUGUAGACCCUUCUGUGAUGGGUACUGGCCCUAUUUCUGCUGUAAGAAAAGCUGUUGAGAAAGCCAAGUGGACACUUGAGAGUGUUGAUGUGUUUGAACUAAAUGAAGCUUUUGCUGCACAGUCUUUAGCUGUGGUCAGGGACCUUGGAAUAGAUUCGAAGAAGGUAAACAUUAAUGGUGGAGCAGUAGCCUUAGGUCAUCCAAUAGGGGCUUCUGGAGCCCGAGUUCUCGUCACUCUGUUAUAUGGCAUGGAGAGGUCUGGAGCUAAAAGGGGUGUGGCUGCUUUAUGUAUUGGAGGGGGCAUGGGGAUUGCAAUGUGUGUUGAAAGAUAACUGUAUCUACAGAGGUUGGGGCCAAGUGUUGAAAGAAAGAGCGAUGUAAAAUGAGGAACAGGCUGAUGGUUUGUCAGAACAAUUAAGGCAAACAAAAUUUCAAACCCACGUUUGACAGCCAGUUUUAGACUCGUGUACAAAUGAGAACAUUAUACACACAGCUUUGUUAUGUUAAGGUUGUAGGACAAAAGGGGAAGAAACUUUUUACCAGUAUAUACAGUUUAUUGCAAACAGUAGUACCGGUAUGUUAAAUAAAUAUUGAAUUUAUUUUUAUUAAAAAUUAUGAAAAUACUG